Caenorhabditis bovis is the source of this 390-nucleotide messenger RNA. The record is from the annotation of a GenBank genome assembly. Lineage: Eukaryota; Metazoa; Nematoda; Chromadorea; Rhabditida; Rhabditidae.
AUGGCGACCGGUGGUAGAUCUCCGAUCACUCGUUCCACCACAGCUGCUUCGCCUACAACAACAACCACUGCUACAGGUUGCAACUCGUGUACAGAAGGCCAAAUCAUAUUUACGCAAGGCGAUGGCGAUAUUCUGAUUGACUCCAGUGGAAUUUUUUCAACCGAUCCUGAUUCUGGAUGUCUCAGUUUGAUAGCAACAUGCACUGCCCAAGAAAAUUACUACGCAUUCAUGCAAUUCAACUACAGCCAAGGUGGACCUGUGGAGAAUCAAAAUUCUGGAAGGACAAUCAACGCUCCAUUAGCAUGUGUCGAUGGCCAAUGGGUAUAUACUAGCAUGGGUAUAUCGCGUGUCGUUAAAGAAGUUAGCUGUAACGAAGCUGAAGCUUUAUAA